This is a messenger RNA of Myxozyma melibiosi, 2013 nucleotides long. Its product is annotated as PXA domain-containing protein. Bases 146 to 1894 code for a protein of 582 amino acids. Gene Ontology annotation, cellular component: intracellular membrane-bounded organelle. The transcript has a single exon. Gene Ontology annotation, molecular function: phosphatidylinositol binding. NCBI's taxonomy places the organism in Eukaryota, Fungi, Ascomycota, Lipomycetes, Lipomycetales, Lipomycetaceae. The record is from RefSeq and is a predicted model, not a curated record.
GCGGAGAUUACUACAAUCUUAUCGAGAAAAAACCCACCCAAACCGGUUCUCGAGAUUUAUUCCCCCCCGCAUUUGCCCGCACCAUCCACACACACUCGCUGAAGCACCGACGAAGAAGCACCAUUCGUGUCGGUCUUUGAAGCAGAUGUCAAACCUGCGACGGCACGGCACAACUGCCGUUGCCGGGAUGACGAGCGUCAACAGUGGCAGCACCACGAUCAAUAACAACAGCAACGGCAGCGAGGGCGGACAGACCUCAGCCUCCACCUCAUCCGGUAUCCCAGCAGCGAGCACUACAAAUGCAGGCUCUACAACUGCAAAGCCAGCGGCAUCGACAACUGCAACUGGCGCAACCUCGACCUCAAUCCCUGUCCACCAUCAUACAGCAGACUCGACCGCGACAGCAAGCGGAUCAGCUGCAGACGACGCGACGACGACUCUGAUCAAAAACAUCCUUGUCCCGACAUCGGCUCUGCAAAAACCACUCGAGUCAACACUUCCCGCGCUAACAUCGUUCACCGAUAUUGAUAAAGAACUUUACGCUUUUGUCGCAUUAAUUCUACGGCAGUUUGUACUCGUGUGGUACGCACGCAUUGCGGGCGAUGAUAUCGCUGAUCGUGCGUUUGUGUACGAGGUCGUUCAUGUCAUUGCGCACGUUACGCGGUCGAUCGAGGAGCGAAUACGAAAAGUUGAGCUUGAGAUGGUUUUACUCGACGAUAUCCCAUUUGUGCUUGACUCGCAUCUGCGAGAUUACAGACUGGCCAGACAAAAGACCGGGACCGCCUACGCUGCGGGAAAAUCAUUCGAAGAGAUGUUUCAUGCGCUGCAACCACACCCCGCACUCGUUCCUCCUGCCCAAUCGGAUGAUACGACUGCGGCAGGGACUCCAGGCCAGCCAAGCGCGGAGGAUGAGAUCGAGCGAAGAUUCUUGUCUGUGUUGUCGAAGGGCAUAUUAUCAGUGCUGCUACCGUCCGAAGACCUAGGCUCGGCCACAGAGCGCACGUUACUCAGAUCAUUACUAGCUGAUGUUGUGCUAUGGAAGGUUGUUGACAAGCUGAGCGAGCCAUUCAUGGUACACGAGAUUAUCUCCAAAGUGAUUGAAAAGAGCCUGAAAAUUGAUCCCAACAGUGAUCUCGAUGGAAGCGAUGAUCCCGACGCGACAUCGAAUUUCGAACAAAAACAGCAACCUCAGACCACAUCCUUGAUAUCCUCUAUCCGUGCAUUUAUAUUAUCGCUCAUGUCAUUCUUCUCCUUUCUCCAAGCCGGCUUAAUAUUCUUCAUCUCUUUUGCCCGAUCAGUCCCCGACGCACCCUCUCGCCCUCCAAACAGCAAACCAAGUCCCAAUUCACCCAGCGCGUCUCUACUCACAAUCGCUCUCUUUCCCACGAUCGCCCGCCUGCUAAACAUCGGCGCUCGCCAACCAUGGCUCAUGUCGACGAUCGAGCUUCUGGCUCUUCCUCUGGUAUCUCUUCCACCGGGCAGUAUAAUCGACAGACUCCUCGCCCAUUUCUUCAAAAAAUACAUUCUCACCUCGCAAUUUGCUUGCUCGACGCUGGCAGUUUCGCGACAGACGUUGUUCCCAAACAACGAUUCAAUGGCCGCACCUAGACCAUACCCCUCCGACGAGGAAAAAACCCAGAUCCUGAACCGGGUCCACAGAAAUAUUCUACGAGUCGUCCCGGCGCGCAUGCGCAAGCAGAUCCUAGGCGAGGACGCCCGUGAAGGUGUUGAGGAGCUUCUUUCCCCGUUUGAAAACAAGUUUGCGAAUAAGCAUCUGCUGUAUUUCUUGUUCGAUAUCGUCAUCAUCAAGCUUCUUCCAGAGAUGGCGGAGAUGACGCCAGAGGAGUUGAAAGAGUGGAGAUUGGGCGAGGAUGAUAGUCGGGUGUAUGUAUAAAAGUAAGGGCGCUACAUAUUUGUUGUAUUAUAGACGGUUUUAUUCAUUCGCCUCAAUUCUGUACGAAGAGGACAUUGAAUAGUAUGUGCAGUAUAUAUAUUGAUUGAUCUUACAUAAAU